Aspergillus alliaceus is the source of this 1252-nucleotide messenger RNA. RefSeq lists its product as uncharacterized. NCBI's taxonomy places the organism in Eukaryota, Fungi, Ascomycota, Eurotiomycetes, Eurotiales, Aspergillaceae. The transcript is spliced from 2 exons. The coding region runs from base 195 to 1007 and encodes 270 amino acids. The record is from RefSeq and is a predicted model, not a curated record.
GAAGUUGGGGGCCGAAAGUUAUUCCUGAGUGUUUGCUAGUAAAGGCAAUUUCGAAAGAGACUGUAUGAAAAGUGAUAUAAAUUGGAGGCUUGCAAAAAAACGCACUUCACAGUUCCCCGCGGUGCCAUCGUUCUAACUGGGCAUUGCAUUGAAGUACAUAUUUGGAGGGCCUUCUAUGGUUACCUUGGGCCAAGAUGAUUCUCUUUCCUCGCUUCCAUCUAUUCGAGAUCGAAGAUCAAGACUGGUGUCCUAGUUGGUUGAUUUUAUUCAUUCAGACCUAUUUGACUGCGCUCUGGGAUCUUCGCAUCCCUUUUGUGAGAAACACUGCAGCUGAGGUAGCUGCUAGUAUUAUCAAAGAAAGCCUUCCCAAGGCCUCUUCAUAUACUUUUGUCGAUACCUGUGCUCGUGCUGGUGGACCGAUACCCGCCAUCGAGACAGCUCUUAAUGCCAAACUUUUCUUGGCUGAUCGCAGGCCCUGUAUGAUAGAAUGGAAGGCUAUCAAGAAACAGCACGAGUGCAUUUCAUUUAUCCCAGAACCCGUGGAUGCAACGUCGUUGGAAAGAAUUACCUCAGAGGGUCGCGAGUGUCGGAUAUUCAAUAUCUCCUUUCGUCAUUUCGACGAUGACGCUGCUAAGCUAGUCUUAAGCAGUGUGAUGCAGUCCGCAGAUUCAUUUAUUAUUUUCGAGUUUCUACAGCGAGACUUCACGACGUUCUUGUUCUGCUGCUUGACUACCGUGUCUAUACCCCCUUUCGUGCAUAUACUCCUCCGGUUCCGGAGAUCUCUAGUGCAUAUCAUUUUUACGUUUAUGAUUUGGGUGGCUCCGGCAGCUCUGGCGAUCGAUGGUUUCAUGUCCAUGCUGCGCACUCGGACGCAUACAGAGAUCAAAGAUCUUACUUGGAAGCCUGAACAUGUUUCUGAUGAAUGGGUGUUUAAGCAUGGUAGUCUGGUGAUCUUCGGGCCAUGGCACCUACAUUGGCAUAUGGGGUAUAGACCCAUUGAAAGAUAAAGCAAACCAUGGCUGAACAAGAGUUCCUUUUACCUUAAAGCUUACGUGGGAGGUACUAUUAGAUGCUCUUCCGGCGUCAGACUGCAGGAUAAUAGAUGCAGGCAGAGUGCAUGUCAGGUUAUAUGCAGGCGGAUGGAACAAGAUGCCCGUAGCUCCAGAGCCACGAACAGGAUCAGGGUUAAAAGAGGCUUAUAUAAUCAGGUUUGAGGUUCAGGUGAAACAAUGGUCAGGGGCAGCAGGACAAG